AUGGCAGUCUCUGCUUGGAAGUUAUGGGAAGGAUGCCAGUUACUAGAUAACAUUGCCGAAGGAGGCUUCUGUCAUCUGUAUCGGGAUGUGACCCGAGCAUUCACCCCAUCGCGCGUUCUCAUGCUCUUUGUACCCAGGGCACGAAAGACGCUUUUUGCACGCACGGAGCUUUUCCCUGGUUUCGGGAAUGCAGUAUUAAAUCUCAGAGUACCAUUUUUGCGCGUUGGUGAUCUAAAAUCGAAAAAGGACAAGGAUGGAGACCCUACUAGGUGUAUCCGCGAGAAUGACUGCUCCCCAGCGACAACCCCCGAAAGCUUCCGGAGCCUAUGGAGAUCCUUAAGACGGCUUCUUCGGCCUCUGGUGGUGGUCUCCGCAGUGCUUUUAUCUGCCGCAGUUCCUCCUGCGGCAUGCCUUGAACCGUCUUCGUUCUCUGCUGCUGAGGGAGGCAUCGCCCAGUUUCCCCUCGGGCUUAACGCCUUUCAACGCGCACUGAAGUCAUCAUCAGACAGCGACGUUGCCGAACCAGUAGCAUCCGUGUCAGAAGCACCAGCAAAAGUAGAAGGAGGAAAGGCCCUGACAAAGCAGAUCUGGAGGGCUGCCAAGCCCCCUGUUGUUGUCGAUUGUACGGCCGACGAUCUGGAAGAGAUACGGCAACUCCUUCUGCACACUCCUGAAUAUCCGGUGAAGUAUCAAUCGUACACGAUGCGCUCCUUUUCGAUGUCGCCUCACUUUUUCGACAUGUGCGUUGUUGCGAAGUACUUGGGUAGCACAAGCAGUGACGAGGCCGACACUGAAGCGGAUGAGGAGGAAGAUACCCCUCGCCCAGGAGGAAUUAUUGGGGUGGUAGCUGCUGCAGAAAUGAGUGCUAAAUCUGCAAAUAUCCUGAUGGUCGCUGUGCAUGAGAAUUUUAGAAGAAUGGGCCUUGGUGAGCCUUCCCAGAUCACCGAUCACGAUUCAGGAACCAGCAGCAGCCCUGGGCGCGGACCGCUUCUCUCUGACACGAUGCUGCAUGUGUGGAUUUCGCAAUUGGCACCUCUCCACCUGUACAUGUCCAUGGGCUUUGGACCUACACGGUACAUUCCAGCGUACUACAACACUCAGGCAGUCUCAGCAGGCUAUGAAAUGCGCAUGCCUCUGCCAUACCAAACUCCUGAGGAGGCCUAUGCCAAAACGAUUGAGCGGAAAGGUCAGCGUACACCAGAGGGCGAUAUCAAAAACUCGGAGAGGACGCGGUCCAAACCUGUACAGAAGCCUCUACGGAGUCUUCCACGGUAUUCAAGGUGCAAAACCUCGGCGCUUUGGUGCCUAUUUGCUUUGAUUUUUGCCUCAGGGUCUGAGCUGAAGUCUUUACAGAUGUCUCUCGUAGAAGCAGGAAGCACUCGCAAUAUUCACGGCUCAGCUGGGAAACGACGAAGAUGGUUUUUUCUGUACGUCCUCGCCGCAGGUGUUGUCGUGUCUGCUGGUGGGCGUGCGGAGGGAGGACAAGGUGCUAGGCUGGCUUGCGCCUGCGCAGCAGCAGAGGUGCUCUGUGCUGCGAGCCAGGUCGUUGAUAGAGAAGCGACGCCUUCCGCGCGAGAGGCCGCUUUGCACUGGGUGCAUCUGCCUGCACAGGAGUGGCUAGAGAAGAGUCACAACAGGAGGGAGACUGAGAGGGGCGGGGAGUCUUAG
Cyclospora cayetanensis is the source of this 1668-nucleotide messenger RNA. RefSeq lists its product as uncharacterized. Bases 1 to 1668 code for a protein of 555 amino acids. Lineage: Eukaryota; Apicomplexa; Conoidasida; Eucoccidiorida; Eimeriidae. The transcript is spliced from 5 exons. The record is from RefSeq and is a predicted model, not a curated record.